This is a messenger RNA of Penicillium concentricum, 1092 nucleotides long. Its product is annotated as alpha/beta hydrolase. Lineage: Eukaryota; Fungi; Ascomycota; Eurotiomycetes; Eurotiales; Aspergillaceae. Gene Ontology annotation, molecular function: hydrolase activity. The record is from RefSeq and is a predicted model, not a curated record. The coding region runs from base 1 to 1092 and encodes 363 amino acids. The transcript has a single exon.
AUGUCCACCUCCACCCUAUACACCAACCCAGCGGUGCACGCCGGUGCAGCAAAUAGUCACUCUAAGCUCCCUCGGCCUCCCUUCGACCCAGCCCUCGAACACGUAAGAACCGCCAUCCCAUCUGAAAGCUUCCAAACCCUCAAUACCAUCCGCGGCCACCCCUACAGCUUCUCUCUCGACUCAGUCCUCUCUCGUUUCCCGCACCUCUCGCACAAAGAAUAUACCAUCCCAACCCCGGACCCCAACUACGGCCAGGAUGAUACAAUCACCCUCUCCGUCUUCACCCCCAAGUCCCACACCACCCCGCUCCCAGCAAUCUACAACAUCCACGGUGGCGGCCAAAUCGCCGGCGACAGAUUCACCGGCCUGGAAUUUGUAAUUGCCUGGUACACAGAAAAUGACACUGAAGUCCCCCUCCCCGCCGUGCAUAUAUCAGUCGAAUACCGUCUUGCCCCCGAACACCCCGCUCCAGCAGCCCUCCACGACUGCUACAACGGUCUAACCUGGGUCGCCGAACAUGCAGAAAUCCUCAACAUCGACGCAUCCAAGAUCCUAGUACAGGGGGUAUCAGGUGGCGGGCCUCUAGCGGCAGCAUGUGCAAUCAAAGCGCGAAACCACGGCUCUCCUGCGCUUCGUGGUCAGCUGCUUUCUACACCGAUGCUGGAUUAUUCGGGGGAGUCGGUUUCCGCGAGGCAGUUUGAGGAUCAGGGGCCGUGGAAUGGGAGGACGGAUCGGUUGGCUUGGGGCUUUGUUCUGGGAUUAGAGCAGCCUAAUUCUGCUGAGGGAGAGGUGGCCACUCUAGGUAGUAGGAUUAAGGAGAAGGGAGAUAGCGUGAGUGAGUUGAUUUCUCCAACGGAGGCCACGGAUCUCGCUGGUGUUGUGCCGGCAUUUAUUGACGUGGGGGAGGCGGAGGUCUUUCGCGAUGGAGCAGUGCAGUAUGCGUCGUUGCUCUGGGAGAGUGGUGUAUCGGCUGAGUUGCAUGUUUGGCCGGGGGCGUGGCAUGGGUUUGAUAUGUUUGCGCCGGAUGUGCCGGUGUCAAAAGCAGCUGUUGCGGCGAAGAAGAGCUGGCUUAGGCGGAUUUUAUCUGAGUGA